CGCGUGUGCUCAUUAGGGGACGCUCUCUGAUUUGACAGCCCGGCCGCCCCGCUACCGCUGCCGCUCCCGCCGCUGCGGCCGUGGGCCCCCCAGCACUUGCAAAGGGCCGCGAGGGUUCAGAGGAGCUGCGGUCCUAAAGACCCGCGCGCGGCUCAGUGGUCUGCGGUCCACAAAGUAGACGAGACCUCCCGCCGGAUUGGAAACUUGCGCUUACUACUGCUUCGUCCACCCGCAGAAAGGCAGCCAGCGCCACAGAGGAAAAGCUGGCAGGUAUCAUUUCGUUUUUCCUUUCAAAGGAGGGAGCUUCCUCUGUUUCUCUUCCGCGUUGCUCUCCAGUUAGAGGAAACAGGUGCCCCUCAGUAAGCCGGUCGGGAACCGGGAACCGUUCCUCCAGCCUACACCAGAGUUGCAAUCAAGGGACUUCCCCCCAGCACACGUGAGCCUGUUUCUGGACAGACACGGGAGGGGCCAGAAGACGGAGGGAGAGCUACCUGCCAGGGACUGGCUCCAUUUGAGAGGGGGACCCCGUGAAUGAAUUUGGACUGUAACUCUUCACAGGGGGAGAGAACCACUGAGGUAAAGGCAGGCCACCGGGAAGAGGAUGUUUUGAGAAGUGUUUCGGAGAAACUUCAAACCGGUGAAGAUGGAAAACGAGACAGUAAGUGAACUGAACCAAACACAGCUUCAGCCGAGAGCGGUGGUGGCCCUGGAGUACCAAGUGGUCACCAUCUUACUUGUGCUCAUUAUUUGUGGUUUGGGCAUCGUGGGCAACAUCAUGGUAGUCCUGGUGGUCAUGAGAACCAAGCACAUGAGGACCCCCACAAACUGCUACCUGGUGAGUCUGGCAGUAGCCGAUCUCAUGGUCUUGGUGGCUGCAGGCCUCCCCAACAUAACGGACAGCAUCUACGGUUCCUGGGUCUACGGCUAUGCCGGCUGCCUCUGCAUCACUUACCUCCAGUACUUGGGCAUUAACGCAUCCUCCUGUUCCAUCACAGCCUUUACCAUCGAGAGGUACAUAGCGAUCUGUCACCCCAUCAAAGCCCAGUUUCUCUGCACAUUUUCCAGAGCCAAAAAGAUCAUCAUCUUUGUCUGGGCUUUCACGUCCAUUUACUGUAUGCUCUGGUUCUUCUUGCUGGAUCUCAACAUUAGCACCUAUAAAGAUGCGAUUGUGGUGUCCUGUGGCUACAAGAUCUCCAGGAAUUACUACUCACCUAUUUACCUAAUGGACUUUGGUGUCUUUUAUGUUGUGCCAAUGAUACUGGCCACCGUCCUCUAUGGAUUCAUAGCUAGGAUCCUCUUCUUAAAUCCCAUUCCUUCAGAUCCUAAAGAAAACUCUAAGAUGUGGAAAAAUGACUCAACCCAUCAGAACAAGAAUUUGAAUUCAAAGACCUCUAAUAGAUGUUUCAGCAGCACAGUAUCUUCAAGGAAGCAGGUCACCAAGAUGCUGGCAGUGGUUGUAAUUCUGUUUGCCCUUUUAUGGAUGCCCUACAGGACUCUUGUGGUUGUCAACUCAUUUCUCUCCAGCCCUUUCCAAGAAAAUUGGUUCUUGCUCUUUUGCAGAAUUUGCAUUUAUCUCAACAGUGCCAUCAACCCGGUGAUUUACAACCUCAUGUCCCAGAAAUUCCGUGCAGCCUUCAGAAAGCUCUGCAACUGUAAGCAGAAGCCAGUGGAGAAACCCGCUAACUACAGUGUGGCCCUAAACUACAGUGUCAUCAAGGAGUCCGAUCAUUUCAGCACCGAGCUUGAUGAUAUCACUGUCACUGACACUUACUUAUCUGCCACGAAAGUAUCUUUUGAUGAUACCUGCUUGGCUUCUGAAAUAACCUUUAGCCAAAGCUGAUUCAUGAACGAGAAGAAAAUGGACCACAGAGUAAAUGAGAGUCUGUGCCGUUAUCACCCGGAGAGGAAACAGCCAAUACUUGUCCAUGGAGACAGGGCAGAUAAAGCCUUUGCCAAUGCUCUAAUAAAUCCUGGCCCAAGAUCCUUUAACCCAUAAGAAUGAUUCAUAUUUUCCUUCUAGUAUCACAAAAAAGUUUCCCCCCAAAUGGAGCAGAUUGUGAAAGAGCCAAAUGAUAGAAACUGAACGUGUAGCUCUUUCCAUUUAAUCUGAGAAAGUCACUAUAUUUUCUGGGGCCAUGAAGUUUAGCUAAAAUCUAGACAUUGAUAUAACAUUUUUCAUAGUAAAUGUAAUAUCUCAAACUCCCCCAAAUUAUUGGUACGUUUGGUAAUUUGGCACCAUGUAAAUGUUUAAAUGUUUGCAUUUAGCAUUUCACUUUAACACAGUAUAGUGCUAUUUCAUACAGGAAAAAAUAGAAAAAAAAUUUUUUGAGUAAAAUAAGAUUUCAAAUAGAGUCACUAUAUGAAAAACAGAAACAAAUGUCAUAACCCUUAUAAAAUUCUGAGAUGAUUUUUUUAAUUCAAGUGUGGUUGGCACACAGUGUUACAUUAGUUUCAGGCAUACAACAUAGUGAUUUGACAGCUGUAUACAGCAUGCUGGGCUCGCCACAAGCGUAGCUGCCAUCUGUCACCGUGCAACGCUGUUACAGCAUCAGCAACUAUAUUCCCUUGGCUGCACCUUUCAGCCCCUGAGAUAAUUUUUAUGUCUUACAAAGUAGAUGUCAUCUUUCAACUCUAAUGUAAAAUAAACCUCAAAAUAGAAUUACAAGUUGAGAAGACAUGUAGAUUUGAUUUUUAGAUGAAUCCAGCUCUUAACCAACUCUUCGAGUCUCCUAAAUGAUGGGUAAGACAGGAGAAAUAUCAGAUUAAAUAACUAUAAAGAUACAAAAUAACAUGUAAGUAAUUAUUGAAAAGCGGAGCCAAGACAAGACCCGAUAUUUAAAUAAGGCUUCACUUUUUCUCUAAAAUUUUUAAGGAAGAAAAUCCUUUUUGAGCAUUCUUGUGUAAAAACUACUGAGCCAUGUCAAGUGAAUCCUUCUAGUGAAUCUAGCUUUAAAAGUCUGAAACAUUCUCAAAAGCUUAGUUGCUAUUCUAAGUCAGCCCGACUAUUACACUUCCAGAUGAAGACUCCCCAUGGAGCGUUGUAGUCUAUGGAUUUUUAACUUGUCUGCAACUGCCUGUCUUUCCUGCCUGCUUGUCAUUUGUAGGUUUGGGUUUUUUUGUUUUGUUUUGUUUUUAAUACUAGCGAUAGUUCGUUUACAAAUUCUAAGUCAAAGAAAUGCAGAAUUCUGUUGGCUUUACUUUCAAUAGAGCUAAAACUGACUUCAUCUCAUCACUAAUAUCUUUAUUAUGUAUAACUUAUACCUGUUAUUCUAUUGCAGUGAUUAUGAGAAGGGUAUGAAUGUGAAUUUGCCCAAGACAUAGGGUCAAGGUCCAAUUUAAUCCCUUCCAGAUGGCUCACCUACUGGGAUUUUGCCAAUCAGUAUCUCCAAGUGUAUCUCCUUGGUGAUGGUUCAAUAAUAGCUCAUUUUUAAGGAUGGGGUCUGAAAGCACUGGGUACUGGCAUUUGCCCUCUCCAGCCUAUUUUCCUAUUUCAUGCAUUUUUUGGAAACCUAAUCACAUAUGACAGCUACCCCUCCCUACCUUCUUUAUGAAGAAUACUUCAUUUCUAUUUUGGAAACUUCAGUUUUAAGAUGCUGCCGCGUGGAGACUCUGCCAUCCAGAACAUCAGACCUGAACAUGCUUUUGAGAAAACUGGCCUCAUCUACUCCAGGAAGAUAUUCUUAUCCUGUCACUGUAUCAGUCAACAAAUGCAAGCAAAUGUUUAUGGGAAAUACAUUAAAUGUCCAUCUGCAUGACACCAAGAAAUCUAUUGUACCUGACUUUUCAUCCUGGAUUAGAUAUCAAUCUUGGAAUCAUAUG
Ailuropoda melanoleuca (giant panda) is the source of this 3819-nucleotide messenger RNA. RefSeq names its product thyrotropin releasing hormone receptor (gene TRHR). Gene Ontology annotation, biological process: phospholipase C-activating G protein-coupled receptor signaling pathway. Gene Ontology annotation, molecular function: thyrotropin-releasing hormone receptor activity. The transcript is spliced from 3 exons. Gene Ontology annotation, cellular component: membrane. NCBI's taxonomy places the organism in Eukaryota, Metazoa, Chordata, Mammalia, Carnivora, Ursidae. The record is from RefSeq and is a predicted model, not a curated record. Bases 644 to 1840 code for a protein of 398 amino acids.